AUACAUAUGUACAUAAUUAUAUGUGUAUAUAUAUAUAUAAAUAAUAUUUCAAUUACUUGUACUUAUGUAUCUACUGUUAUUCAGCAUUUGCACGCUUUUUGGUCGGCCUUUGCGUGUUCUCUCUGCCUUUUCAUGCAUAAUUUUGGAUCUUUGCUAGUGAAGAUUGUGAAUAAUACCCAACUAAAAAUCCAGGCCAACAACCACUCAACCAACCAGCCAGGCUUCAUUCAACCAACCCUCAAGACGAGCAGUGAUCUUCAGCACUGCAUCAAUUGAAUUAAGGUCAGCCUCUGCAGUACUCUGUUCACUGUACUUUCAAACGAUAUACAGAAGAGAAACGAUCGCGUACUAAGAGAUAAGAGACAUAUUUUGCCGCCAUGUUGAAUCCUAAUCACACGGGCGCAACGCGACGUCCUUUCUCGCGUAACGCACCGUCUCGCAAUCAUCGCAGUCGUAUGUUAUUCUCCCCGCACCAUCAUUCGCAUCACCUGUUACAACAGCAACAACAACAACAACAACAACAACAGCUGCAUGGUCACGCUCACGCGCACACGCAAUCACGCAUAGGUAACGGCAACGGUAAUGGCGGCGGCGGCGGCGGCAGCGGUAGUGGUGUCGGCGGUCUCGCCUUGGGUUCCACAGGGGGCUCCUUAGGUAAUGGUGGACAGUGGUACAACAAUAAAGACAACAAUGUGGACAGCUGGAGUGCUCUUGGCGAUGUACAAACAAGUAAUAAAAACAGUGGAAGCUGUCCUAAUAAUAGCAAAGGAAAUCACAACCACAAUUACCAUCAUUGUCACCACAGUCACAAUCUUCACAGUCAUAGUAAUGGCAAUGGUCAUAUCUUCCACCAAAACCACAACCACAUUCAGUUUAAUCAUAAUGUUAUCAAUUGUAGUAGUAAUGGCAAUAGUAACUGUAAUAGUAAUCAUCAUCACCAUCAUCGUAAUAGUCAAAGCCAAGCCCAUCAUCACCAUUAUCGCCAAACACACCACAACCACAACCACAACCACCAAAAUCACUUUCACCACCAAUCGCAACAACAAACGCACCAGCCAUAUACCCACCAAGGCUCUAGCUCUGGCUCAGCAUCAGCCUGUAGUUCCACAUCCGCUUCAUCCUCUGGCAAUCCAUCCAAUACUAGUUCUCCACAACCGGCGUUUUAUUCCAACGCGACUACUGCCAAUCUAACCUCCCUAUUAUCCCCAGUGCCCCUGUCUCCAACAAGUAGUAUAUUUCACUUUCCGAACCACAGUCCCAAGCCGCCGCCCGAUUCUCGUUUGUGUGAGCUUGCGAACAAUAUCACCAUUGCACCUCUGUCACCUUCAACAGUGAAUGUUGCCACACUUAACAAUUGCCACCUAAAAGAACCGGAAAAGAAGUCUAGCCUUAAAUUUCCCGCGUUGUUGUCACCGCUUCAGAUAUCCCUUACGACUAGCGCAACAGCGGUCGGCUCACACAUACCUCUGACCAACUCCUGUUCCUCAAAUAAUUACCUACAAACCCGUCCUAGUCUGGGUAAUCAAAGUUCCAAGGCCAGCUCUAGUUCACAUCAAAACUCAAACUAUGUCCAAGUUCGCAACCAAGUGAAUCAAAAUCACCAUUACCAACACAGUAAUCGACAAUCCCAACUGAAUCAUAACCACAACCACAACAACAACCAUACCCAAACUGUAAAUCCAAAUCAUGCAAGUCAUAGUCACAUCCACAUCAAUAAUAAUUUUAAUAGUAAUAAUAACAAUAGCAAUCAUCAUCAACAAAAUCAUAGUCAAAAUCAGAAUCAAAUUCAUUACCAUCACACAAACAAAAAUCCAAAUCACAACCACAAUCAAAAUAAACCGACUAAUCACCAAUCCCACCUCCCGCUAACAAAUACAAAUAUAAUUUCCACAAACACUACUACAAAGUCUACAACAAGAACAACAACUGAAAAUUGUAACUGUACUGAUGAUGUGAAUGUAACUUCUUGUACUGACAUAAUUUCUCAACGUGAACCAACAACAACAACACCAACAUCACCACCAUUGUUGUCUCCAACACAUCCAUAUCAAAUGAUGCCACCACCACAACCGAUGAAUAACCAUCAACCGCAACAACAACGACGAUGGCGACAACAACAACAACAACAACACCCGUUGUUAUUGACAACGGCGACAACCACUGGAACAAUGAUACAAACUGCACCUUCGAAUCAACAAUCACAAUCACAAUCGCACUCCCAACAACAUCAACAACAUCAACGCGCUUUGGGCGCAUCCUCAAUGUCUUCCCGUUGUUCAUCGGUAACAACAUCUCCAUCACCAACAACAAUGACAUCACCAAUGGCUACAAUGUCAAAUCAUUUGAUUUUUAAUGGAACAACUAAAAAUACUAUAAACAAUAAAAUCACAACAACAACAUCUCCAACGAAUGUACCUGCCGCAAAUGGGACGAUGACAAAACCAACAACAACAACAACAACAACAACAUUACCAACUGCAUCAACAACUUCAUCCAUAUUGAACCCAUCAUUGUACACAACAACAACAACAAUAACAACAUCGUCAUCGUCCAUGCAAAAAACGCGAAAUCGCCAUCCGUCCAUUCCGGCUUACGCGUCUGCGAUCUCUAAUUGUUCUCCUUCCACUUCUACUUCCUCCGCUCUUCUUGCAUUCUCUUCUCCUUUUUCAUCUUCUUCUUCUGGAAUCUCUGCGAACUCGUCGGAAACUCAAACCCAUGGGGCAUCAUCCUCAAUGCCUGUCGUUGAUGUGCGUGCCUCUUCCUCUGUCCCAACGACGGAGCCGUUCAACACAUUGAAUGUUCUUAAUGAAAUGAACAACAACAACAACAACAACAAUUAUAAUGAUAAUAACAUUAUUUUGACACACUCGACUGAUGGCAACUUGAUUUGUGAUAAUACCAAUAAUAUAACAAACAACAAUAUCAACAGCAGCAACAACAGCAACAACAGCAACUACCAUCAACCAUUCAAUUCUAUGGAUUUUGGACAGCAGCAACACUUGCGACACCACCUACGCUUUAGCAAUAAUGGUCGUGGCAGCAUGGAUAAUGGUGGUAGUCAUGGUGAAUAUAACAAUAAUAACAACAACAACAACAAUUACCGACGCCCUGGCGGAAAUCAAAAUAACAGUAUUAGUGGUAACGGUAACUCUAUGAUGCAGCACCGCCAUAAUGGCGAAUAUUAUGGCAGCAAUCAUCACAACCAACAGAAUCACUAUCAGUACGGUGAGCAGAAUCGUCGGCAUAACAACAACAACAACAACAACAACAAUGGCAACGGCAGUAAUGCAUCUAACUCAGGAUUAUUUGAAAGAAAUAAUAGCAACAGUGGCAAUUUGAAUGGCAAUACCAGCAGUGGUAUGAAUAACAUGCACUUUGAUGGCCAUAACAACAGCAACCAUUCCCGGAACGGGGACUUCCACAAUGAUAAUCGUCCUGAACGUGGAGGAGGAGCAGAGCUGAAUAUCAGCGGCGCCGGUAGCAGCAAUGGGUACGGUACUUUGCGUAAUGGUAAUAAUUAUGGCCGUAACGGGCAUCAGAAUGGUGGUUCCGGCUCCUUCCAUUACCACCACCAUAAUAAUUACAACAGCAACGGACCCUCAACUUCGGCUGUAGCCUUAGCAGGUGGCAGCAGUAGCGUUGCCAGCCUACUUGACGGACCGACUGGCUCUUCUGGUGCUUUAGGAUCCACCACUUCGCUCAGCAGCGGGCCCAACGGUUUGAAAUCGGACAGUCCUUCGCGCAAAAGACGCCGCAUUUCCGGUCGCAUGCCCAGCCAGUCACCGCCUGCAAUUUGGGAGCAACGACGCUCGCCUCGCACUCAGAUGCAGCAGGGAAGUCCACCGAUACGACGGCCACGCUUGCGCGAGCCUGGACCGUCACAGCAAGUGCAUGGUCACCACAUAAACAACACUGGCAAUGGCAGUAAUAACAAUAACAAUAAUACCAAUACCGGCAGCAGUAAUCAUUUCCAGAGCUAUCACCAGCCACAGCAUUCUUUACAGCAUACGCCAUAUUACUUGCGCCAACAUAUGCCGCCGCCAGCACUUCAACAGCAACAGCAGCAACAACAACCACACCAGCCGCAGCAACCACAGCUCCAACAGCGCUCACCGUGGGAACAUUCGCUUGCUGCAGUGAAUGCUUUCAUUCAACAAACGCCGCCCCCGCCACCGUCGCCCGGCCAUCACCAUCAGACGUCCCUUGUGGGCGCGCCACCCCCACCGCCACCACUGAUGUUGGACAUCAACCAAGUUCCUGUCAGUCUACCAUUGCGGCAUGCCGAACCCAUUUGGGCGUCUAUUUGCACCUAUCCCGCGGCACCGCCGCCACAAGCCCGAAUAGCCCCUUGCCACUUGCACGGCAUCUAUACACAACCGUUUGCUGCUCAAGCGUGCAACACGCAUCCCAGCACUCAAUUCGCACCCGCAACAGCUGGUUUCGCUGCUGCUGCUGGCGCUCCAAUACAGAUGCCACAGGCGCAACAGGUGCAGGUGAGCGCUGCUGCAGCCGCGCAGCAACAGCAAACGCAACAGGCUGCCGCUCUAAUGGCAGCUGCGUCAGUAGCCGCAGCCAACUACCAACAUGCUCAUUUGACCCAGCAACAACGCACAGAAGCCAGUGCGGCUGCGGCCGCUGUAGCCGGACUUUCGCUCGAACAAGCGACCGCCCACCACCUGGAUCCCCAUCAAGGCCAUCAGGCGGCUGUAGCUACGCCACCGACACAUCAUAAUCAGCUGCAGGCAGCACCAAUACACAUAACCUCAAUGUCGGCCGUUGCGGCUGCAGCCGCGCAUCAUUUGCGCACUACCGCCACCGCAGCUGUCUCGCAAAUGUCUGCGGCGCCCCAGCCGAUUCUUGUCUCAACAGAAAGACGUGUUUUCCCACCUCACCGUCGCAUUACUCGUUUCUGGCCGGCAAACCAUCCACAUGGACCACACCGGCAUAUGCUUCCACCACAGGCGUUGGGUCCGCACCAAGCGACUCCUGUGCAGAUUCAAACAACAACGGGAAUCAUAAACCCGGGCUUUUUACUUAAUUUCCUAGCUAUGUUCCCGCUCUCGCCAUAUAAUCAGCAUGAGUUGAACUCUCCAGACUCCAAUGAGACGGAAAAUUACGAGGCGUUGCUUAGUUUGGCCGAACGUUUGGGCGAGGCAAAGCCACGUGGCUUGGCGCGGAAUGAAAUCGACCAGUUGCCAAAUUAUAAAUACAAUCCUGAUACUCAUAACGGUGAUCAAACAUCCUGCGUUGUUUGUAUGUGCGAUUUUGAGUUGCGACAAGUGCUACGUGUGCUACCUUGCUCACACGAAUUCCAUGCUAAAUGCGUUGACAAAUGGCUAAGGUCAAAUCGAACCUGUCCCAUUUGCCGUGGUAAUGCAUCCGACUACUUUGAGAAUCCCGAGCAACAGCAAUCACAAGCCCAACAAACACAGGCACAGGUGCAGCCACAGCAGACGACAACACAACAGGCACAGCCUGCGACUACAGUUCAACCUUUGGUCGCGGAGCAGUCAACAGCGCAACAUCAGCAACAACAAUCACAAACACAAGCAACAUAGGCGCAUUAAACGCAACCACGCAAUAAAAGUCAUUAAAGAAAAAAUGGUACUUCAGGAAAUGAGAAGAAUAGAUUAUACAAAGUGAAUACCAAAUAAAAAGUAAUUUAACGAAAAAGGAUAUUAUUGAAAAAAUAACCAGAUAGCAAGCACUCUUCUAACGUCCACGUCCAAUAGAUGUAUUUGUACUUCUUCGUGUUUCCAAUGAAGCCACCUUUCAAAUAGAAACUUAUUACAAUCCAAAUGCAAAGAAUAUCUCUAUAGGUUAAAUACGUAUGCAUGUAUGUAUAUUUAAAUAUGUGUGUGUGCAUGUCUAGAAAGAAACCGAAUAAACCAUAAACAUUCGUAGAUAGGAGUUAGUUGCUUGGCCCACUUCGUGGCUAUCACUUUUCAGAAGUAUAAUAUUACAUAGCUACUCGUACAUACAUAUAUACAUAUGUACAUAUGUACUAGAAUGCACAUGCAAUUGUAAUUGUCAAACUGUAAAGGAUAUUUCUAUGCAAUUGUUAUUAAGGCUAAUAUGUUGAAGCGAAUCACAAUUAAAUAAUGCAAUCUUUGAAUUAAAGGUAAUGUAAUAAAUACACAUAGUUAAGCUGUAUGUUCAACUACAUAUGUAGAUUGGUAUGUGUGUAUGUAUAUACAUAGAUACAUACUAUGUAUAUUUAUCUUAAAAGAAUUUUCCAAAAAAUGUUUUUCUAGCAUUCUAGUGUGAUAUGUAACUGCGCAAGCUUGUUAUUAUAAUAAUUCAUGUACACCACAAAAACGAAAUUUAUAAGCAACAAGGAAAACAGUCUCACAGAUUUAUUAAAAAAA
Rhagoletis zephyria (snowberry fruit fly) is the source of this 6368-nucleotide messenger RNA. Its product is annotated as probable cyclin-dependent serine/threonine-protein kinase DDB_G0292550. The record is from RefSeq and is a predicted model, not a curated record. Gene Ontology annotation, biological process: protein ubiquitination. Gene Ontology annotation, molecular function: ubiquitin protein ligase activity. Lineage: Eukaryota; Metazoa; Arthropoda; Insecta; Diptera; Tephritidae.